AUGUCCGCCCAGCUUGUAGUGGGCGUGCAGAGCUCACUCGCUGUGCAUCUGUCCGACUCUGCACCUUUGACACAGUGGCCGGGCAUACAAGGUGCUCUGGGCCAGGACGAAGGCAACUACAUAGCCGUCUUGUUCCUGGCCUGGGCGUAUAUCCUGUCUGCGCGGUGGGCGGAGAUCAUGGAGGGGGUGCCCGGGUGUACAGUUCCAUUCUCUCCUUCUGACGAGCAUCCAUCCGACGGGCAACCCAACGAUCACUAUACCGCUGCAAUCGAGCUUGGCUACGAUACCGACACCGACGAAACAAACUGGUGGAGAUCCAUCCUCUCCGGAACCAGUGGCACCAGCCCAAGAACAGCAGAGUACAACCACCGGCCCUACCUCUCCCCCUGGUCCGUCAACCUCGCAAAACCAUCCCGCAUAGCUAUCACAGACCACCAACCCCGCCAGCAGCCCUCUACAUCCCAUUCCUCCCUCCCAAUCCCCCGCCAACUCCUUCCCCUUUCCCCACCGCCACUACCCACUCCCACACAAACCCAAGCCAACGAAAACCCCGACCCCAUCACGCCCCACGCCCUCCUCCCAUAUGACAUGACCCUCAGCACAAACCCAUGUGGCAUCCGCUCCCUCCUGCACAGCACAUUCUUCAAUCGCGACAUCGAAUGCAAUCUCGUGAGCGCGUGGCUCAACCCCGCCUUCGCGAUCAUCGAUCCGCUCCUUCACGCGAGUAACAUGCCCGCGCUGCUGCGCGUCCUCGGGCAUGGAGCGCCCCAACUUGGGGGCUUAUGGCUCGGUGCAUUUAUUGUAAACGUUGCUGGAUCCAUUCUCCGGGAUUUUCUCACGGCGAGGACAGAGGUGAGCGAUGGAGUUGCCAUACGGCGGGAGGAUGAGUGUCGGUUGCUGUUUUUGACGAGUCACAAGGGAGAGGGGGAGGGAGGGGGGUGGAGUAGAGCGCCGGUUCAUCCGUGGAAACCUUUGGGGGUGACGGUGCUGGGUGAGGCUGAGUUGCAGGUGCGGAUGCAUGCUUCCUGUGGGUGUCACCGUUUGGAGUAUCGGGGGUGGAGGUGGGGGCUUGUCGACGGCAGGGAGAUUGAGGAUGCUGGUGUAGGGCUUGUUGGGAUUUGUAGGGUUGAGUCUGGGGGGUGUGAUGUACUAGACCAGCGUCGAUUCGUGCUGCUUGAUCCUGAGGCGCUGGGUUCAGAGGCGCUGUCGGAGGUGGCUACGCGUGGGAUCUUCGGUUGGCUGCGCUCGAGGGGUUAUUCGGCGAGCGAGAGGGCCAAUUAUCAGCACGAGUGGGUGGAUCUGGCGAGUUCGGACGAUGAGCAUGAGCAGGGACAGGAGGUGAAGGAUGUCGCAUCUGGUACUUCUGAGGGGAGGAUAGGCUCCCGUGGAGUCAUCCAUGAAUGGCUUGGCGAUUGUGUAUAAACCAGAGUGAGACUAGCGAGCGCAAGGGCUGUAGAAUUGGGAAUUAAUGCUGCAGAUUGU
Aspergillus fijiensis CBS 313.89 is the source of this 1482-nucleotide messenger RNA. RefSeq lists its product as uncharacterized. Bases 1 to 1422 code for a protein of 473 amino acids. The record is from RefSeq and is a predicted model, not a curated record. NCBI's taxonomy places the organism in Eukaryota, Fungi, Ascomycota, Eurotiomycetes, Eurotiales, Aspergillaceae. The transcript has 3 exons.